Messenger RNA from Parathielavia appendiculata, 1830 nucleotides. Its product is annotated as PLP-dependent transferase. The transcript is spliced from 2 exons. The record is from RefSeq and is a predicted model, not a curated record. Gene Ontology annotation, cellular component: cytoplasm. Bases 260 to 1771 code for a protein of 503 amino acids. Gene Ontology annotation, molecular function: carboxy-lyase activity; pyridoxal phosphate binding. Lineage: Eukaryota; Fungi; Ascomycota; Sordariomycetes; Sordariales; Chaetomiaceae. Gene Ontology annotation, biological process: amino acid metabolic process.
GUUUUCUACAGCUGUGAGCAAGGAGAUGCAUGUCAGUGCCGUAUGAAUUCUCAGACCGGAUAUAGUCAUCCAAAAGGCGCAUUUCCGCUACGGUUGACUUGGCGUGCCCCUACAUUAAGCCAACAAACUCACCUCCGCAUCCACUCCUUUCUAGCCGCCCUUCCUUCGUCUAUUCAUUAUUCAACACCGACCAACAUUUAACCUCUCAUAGAGUACCCUAGGUAGUAAACCAACUGUUACCAAGCUCCAGGCCUCCAAGAUGGAUGCGCACGAGUUUAAGGAGGCGGCCACCGCCACCAUCGAUGAUAUAAUCGCCUACUUCGAGACCCUCCCGGCCCGCGACGUGGUCUCGCGCGUCGAGCCAGGCUAUCUGCGCAAGCUGCUGCCCUCCUCGGCCCCGCAGGAAGGCGAAGCCUGGCCCGCCAUCCAGCGCGACGUCGAAGCCAAGAUCAUGCCCGGGAUAACGCACUGGUCCCACCCGGGCUUCCACGCCUUCUUCCCCUGCGCCACCUCGUAUCCCUCCAUCCUAGGCGAGCUCUACUCGGCCGCCCUCUCAGGCGCCUGCUUCAACUGGAUCUGCUCCCCCGCCGUGACCGAGCUCGAGACCGUCGUGCUCGACUGGCUGGCCCAGAUGCUCGGCCUGCCGCCUUGCUUUUUGUCGACGGGGCCGACCGCGGGCGGCGGCGUCAUCCAGGGCUCGGCCAGCGAGGCCGUCCUGACGGCCAUGGUCGCCGCGAGGGACAAGUACCUCCGCGAGACAGUCCCUGCUCACUUGGAGGGGGACGCUCGCGAGGAUGCCGUCAUGGUGAAGCGGUCUAAGAUGGUGGCCCUGGCGACGACGCUGACACAUUCGAGCGCGAAGAAAGCGGCGCUGAUUCUGGGGUGUCGGUUCCGGGCGAUCAAGGUCAGGGAAGAGGACGGGUACGCGCUGACCAAGGUGGGGUUGACAGCCGCGCUGGACGAGUGCCGGGCGCAGGGGCUCGAGCCGUUUUUCCUGGCUGUAACGCUGGGCACGACGGAUGUGUGCAGCGUGGACGAUUUCGCCGGAGUUGCCGAGGCGUUGGACGAGCAUGCCCCGGCCGGCCAGCCCGGGGAGGUGUGGGUGCAUGUGGACGCGGCCUAUGCCGGCGCUGCGCUGGUGUGUCCCGAGGUACAGGAGUCGACCCGCAUCGAGCUGAUCAGCCGGUUCCAUAGCUUCGAUAUGAACAUGCACAAGUGGCUGCUGGUCAACUUUGAUGCCAGCUGCUUCUUUGUCAGGGACCGGGAGUGGCUGGUGCAGGCGCUGAGCGUGAACCAAGCCGUGUACGGCAACAAGGCAUCGGACGGGGGCCUGGUCACGGAUUACAGGGAGUGGCAGAUCCCACUGGGAAGGCGGUUCAGAAGCCUGAAGAUCUGGUUCGUGCUGCGGUCGUACGGCGUCAAGGGGCUGCAAGAGUACAUCCGACGGACCAUAAAGAUGGGCGAGGAAUUUGCCGAGGCUUUGAGGGUCAGGUCUGAUCUCUUUGAGAUUGUGACUGGCCCAAGCUUUGCCCUGACUGUUUUCCGUCUGGCGGCCAAGUCGGAGAGUGCGUCGUUGGAGGAGAGGAACGCGCUAACGAGAAAUCUCUACGAGAAGGUCAACGCUACGGGGAAGAUCUGGUUGACGAGCACGGAGCUGGAUGGUCGGUUCGCGAUCCGUCUCAUGACGGGUGUGAGGACCACCGAGGGGGAACAUAUCCAGACGGCCGUCAAGACGCUGGUAGAGGUCGCCGAGGAGGUGAUGAGGGGGUAAUGUGUUAAAAAGGGCGUACAUAUAGAUUUGAUAGACCCCAUAUACCCAGCUCUGAAUGU